AUGCAGUUCAGAACUAUCGUAUUGCUCUCGACGGUCGUCGCCGCGGCUUGGGCCCUCUCCUGCUACCAGUGCAAUACCGGUGCCAACGGCGAGGAGGUGUGCGACUCGACGGAGGUGACUGAUCUGGCCAAGUGGAAAAAAGGUAAGGCAAUCAUCGGCAUUUUGCGAAGUAUUUCACCUUGCGGCAAGCUGGCUGACGGCCCUUUCGCUAACAAGAACGCCAUCGGGUGCCGCAAGAUCGAGCAGUACGUCGAGGAUAAGAAGCAGACGAUCAGGGAAUGCGCCUACUCGGGCGAGGAGGUCGACGGGUUGAAGAAGACGGGCAACAACCGCAUCCAGCUUUACUUCUACCAGUGCAAUAACAAAGACGGCUGCAACGCUGGCACAUCUGCCUCCGUCCUUGCCGCCUUCGCCUCUGUCGUUGCCGUCUUCGCUUUCCGUUAU
Molecule: messenger RNA, 444 nt
Organism: Mesorhabditis spiculigera
Lineage: Eukaryota; Metazoa; Nematoda; Chromadorea; Rhabditida; Rhabditidae
Source: the annotation of a GenBank genome assembly